This is a messenger RNA of Cercocebus atys (sooty mangabey), 2578 nucleotides long. It is a transcript of the gene TRABD2B, whose product is annotated as TraB domain containing 2B. Gene Ontology annotation, biological process: negative regulation of Wnt signaling pathway. The transcript has 9 exons. The record is from RefSeq and is a predicted model, not a curated record. Gene Ontology annotation, cellular component: organelle membrane. The coding region runs from base 435 to 2333 and encodes 632 amino acids. Gene Ontology annotation, molecular function: Wnt-protein binding; metalloendopeptidase activity. NCBI's taxonomy places the organism in Eukaryota, Metazoa, Chordata, Mammalia, Primates, Cercopithecidae.
UCCUGGAGCGCCGCGCACCCCUGGGACCCUUGCGCGCCCCGGGCGCCCAGCAUAACCCAGGGACCCCCGCGCACCCCGGGUUCUCGGUUCUGCCCCAGGAGCCCCGCGCGCCCCUGAACCCCGACGCAGCUCCGGGACCCCGCGCGCCCCCGGACCCCAACACGCCCUCAGCACCUGGGGGCUCGGCCAGCGAGGUUGAGCGCCCGGGGGCGGGGCCCAGCCCUAGAGGGUCCCUGUCUUCCAACAGACGGAGCCCCGCCCCAGAGAAACCCCCAGGUUCGACAGGGACAGUCAGCCACGCCCCAGAGGGCGACCAGCAUCCUGUGGCUGGAGCCCAGUGCUCCAGAGGAAACUCCGUGCCCAACUGGGGGCUCCCCGCCCCGCUGAGGGGCGCCGUCCGGGAGGGUCCCCCGCGCCCCGCGGGCCGCGGCAGGAUGCACGCCGCCCUGGCGGGGCCGCUGCUCGCAGCCCUCCUCGCCACCGCUCGCGCCCGCCCGCAGCCCCCGGACGGAGGACAGUGCCGGCCGCCCGGAUCGCAGAGGGACUUGAACUCCUUCCUGUGGACGAUUCGUCGUGAUCCGCCGGCCUACCUGUUUGGCACCAUCCACGUCCCCUACACCCGUGUCUGGGACUUCAUCCCGGACAACUCCAAGGCAGCCUUCCAGGCUAGCGCCCAUGUCUACUUUGAGCUGGACCUGACAGACCCCUACACCAUCUCGGCCCUGGCCAGCUGCCAGCUGCUGCCGCACGGGGAAAACCUGCAGGAUGUGCUGCCUCGCGAGCUUUACUGGCGCUUGAAGCGCCACCUGGACUACGUCAAGCUGAUGAUGCCCUCCUGGAUGACGCCCGCUCAACGGGGCAGGGGGCUCUAUGCUGACUACCUAUUCAAUGCCAUCGCGGGCAACUGGGAGCGCAAGAGGCCCGUCUGGGUGAUGCUCAUGGUGAACUCGCUCACCGAGAGGGACGUGCGCUUCCGUGGGGUGCCCGUGCUCGACCUCUACCUGGCCCAGCAGGCUGAGAAGAUGAAGAAGACCACAGGGGCUGUGGAGCAGGUGGAGGAGCAGUGCCAUCCCCUCAACAACGGGCUCAACUUCUCCCAGGUGCUGUUUGCCCUGAACCAAACCCUGCUGCAGCAGGAGAGUGUGCGGGCCGGGAGCCUGCAGGCCUCCUACACCACGGAGGACCUCAUCAAGCACUACAACUGCGGAGACCUCAGCGCAGUCAUCUUCAACCACGACACAUCCCAGCUGCCCAACUUUAUCAACACCACCCUCCCGCCACACGAGCAGGUGACGGCCCAGGAGAUUGACAGCUACUUCCGCCAGGAGCUCAUCUACAAGAGGAAUGAGCGCAUGGGGAAGAGGGUCAUGGCGCUUCUACGGGAGAACGAGGACAAGAUCUGCUUCUUUGCCUUCGGAGCAGGUUUGGGCCAGUGUGGGGAAGGGAUUGUUUGCAGAAUCCUAGGAGAUUUGCUUGGCUCUCCCCUAACCUUUACUUCAUUGAGGGAGAAGUCGAGGCCCAGGAUGGGGCAGGAAAAGCCACACAGUGGCUUCCCUGCUGCUCCAUCAGUGAAGUACGAAUCUGGCAAGGAGCUCAACACUCUUCCUGGACAGUGUGGGAAAGUCUGGGUCCCCUCCUUCCACUUCAAUCCCGUGGCCCCUGGCACUGCAUGGCUCAUGCUGUCCUAUGCAAGGACCACUGUUGGGCCGGGAGGCCUUGUCUUCGAACAGGUCUCCCUGGAGGCAGAAAAGGAAUUGCCUUUGCUGCCAGGAGUAGAGUCCAAGAGCUGCUGGCAGAGUUCCUCCAUCCUGUGUGCCGGAGGCUGCCUCUCCCCGUCCCUCUCCAGCCUUGUGGUUCUCCCUGCCCCCCAGAGCCCAGCGCCCUCUCCUGAGGGGACCUCGACGAGCCCGGCCCCAGUGACCCCAGCUGCUGCUGUCCCCGAAGCACCCUCCGUGACCCCCACCGCCCCACCGGAGGAUGAGGAUCCAGCCCUGUCCCCACACCUCCUGCUCCCCGACAGCCUCAGCCAGCUGGAAGAGUUUGGCCGGCAGAGGAAAUGGCACAAGAGGCAGAGCACACACCAGCGGCCACGGCAGUUCAAUGACCUCUGGGUCCGCAUCGAGGACAGCACCACCGCCUCGCCGCCCCCGCUGCCCCUGCAGCCCACCCACAGUUCCGGGACGGCCAAGCCCCUCUUCCAGCCCUCAGACCAGCUACAACAGCAGGACCUGCCAGGGCCCGCCAGCAGCUCGGCACCCACCCUGGGCCUCCUCCCCGCCGUUGCCACCACCAUCGCUGCCCGCUUCCUGCUGCACAGCCUUGGGCCCUCUUGACCUCGGCCACCCCAAGUGGAGAAGCCAGAGAAAUGACACAGGGGUCUUCGGCCACACCCCACUGCUCCUGCCACCACCUGCAGGGGUGCCCAACACCUCGAGGGCAGUCCAGACGGGAUCGGCUAGACACUAGAGCUUUACUGUACCCAAGUUACAUCUUCUUUUUUGUAGAAGGAUCUUAAUUUCCCAUAGUGCUAUGGGGCUCUUUUGUAAAAUACGUGUCCAUAUUAAAAAGGAGAAAUGUA